Messenger RNA from Ctenopharyngodon idella (grass carp), 4599 nucleotides. RefSeq lists its product as uncharacterized. The record is from RefSeq and is a predicted model, not a curated record. Gene Ontology annotation, cellular component: cytoplasm. Bases 2290 to 3870 code for a protein of 526 amino acids. Lineage: Eukaryota; Metazoa; Chordata; Actinopteri; Cypriniformes; Xenocyprididae. The transcript has 2 exons.
AAGGUGAUGUUACAGUGUAAUUACGCAAGUAUUCACAUUCACAUUUAUUUGCAUAGCGCUUUUCGCAAUACAUAUUGUUUCAAAGCAGCUUUACAGAAAAUGCAUGUCAACAUUACAAUUUAGAGUGAUCUGUUAUCAGAGGUGAUUUAGUGCAAGUUACAUAAUUUCAGAAAUGUACAUAUACAAAUCACGCAGUUAGCAGAAACAAUGAGCUCAUUGAACUAAUGAAUACAUGUUAACAAAUGAUUAGGAUAUAUAGAUACAUUUUGCAUUUGUGCAUGUUGAUCCAGAGUUGCGUCAUCUGAAGACCUCGCAGGGGUUGGGGUCAUCUCUUCAUAGGUGUUGAGGCUGACGUACUCUCUAGUUACACCGGGAUGGGCAUCCCGAGAUAAAACAGAAAAGCAAAUGGAAAAUAAUUAGCGUAGCUGCUGUUCAUAACAUUAACCAAAGAUAAUCAUGUGCAUUUGAUCUGAUGUAAGUAUACUGAGUAAUAUCAAUUAACUAUGACCCUGUUUCACAGACAGGGGUGGAUUAAGCCAGGAGUAGGCCAUAGUUCAAUUAGAACAUUUAAGUAGCUUUUAUAAACGUGCUUUAUGUUAAGAUAUGCCAGUGCAAGUUGCUUUCAGUUAAAACAGCUCAAACAUGCAUUUUAGUCUGGGACUAGGCCUAAGCCUUGUCUGUGAAACCAGGAAUAAUUUACUGUUUUUAGCACAUGUAACUUGUAAUUAUGUCACCUUAAAAUAGUGUUACCGAUUAUUUUCAGGUCAGAAAAGGUAAAUAAAGUGAGCUUAUGGAAGUAGCUUCUUUCCCUUUUACAUAUAGUUCCUGUUAUUCAAAUCAUUUUUAAUUAUUCUCUAGCACCAGUAACAUUCUUUUUAUUUGGUGACAUAAGUGCUUAUUAUAAGUUUUGUGCAUUUUGUGAUCCUGUAAUAUUUGCUGUAUUCAGUGAAUAUUUUGACACAGGUUAAUUGUUAUGUGUUAUACAGUACAAAGUAUAUUAAUGUUGAGUUCAUAUUCCAAACAAAUUCAUUUAUUAUUCGAAAAUUUAGGGUCGGUAAGAUUUUUUAAUGUUUUUGAAAUUAUGCUCAUCAAAAUCAGUAAAAACAGUAGUACUGUGAAAUAUUUUUUUUUUUUUUACAAUUCAAAAUAACUGUUUUCAACUUUGCCAUCACAGGAAUAAAUUACAUUUCAAAAUAUGUCAAAGUUGAAUUUUCAGCAUCAUCAUCAUCAGUCUUCAGUGUCACAUGAUCCUGCAGAAAUCAUUCUGAUAAGCUGCUCAAGAAACAUUUCUUAUUAUCAGUUGAAAUCAGUUGUGGUGCUUAAUAUUUUUCUUUUUUGUGUCUUUGAUGAAUAGAAAGUUCAGAAUAACAGAAUUUACACAUACUUGCCUCAUCAGUCUAUCUCCCCAUGUGUUACUGUAAGAUAUCAGUCAUGGAAACAGGAGCUCAUGCAUUUAUUUCUUGCUCAGUGAGUCCCAUAACUCAUAGGUCUGUAUCCCCACAUGGAAUUUCCUUUAUUGGCGGCUGAUCUUACAGAAAGUACUGUGACUGUCAUCAGAUGGUAAUACCAUGGUAUUUUGAUACUAUUCUACUGAAUGUUUACAUUCCUACACCAAGAGUGUGUUUACACAAGAGUAGGCUACUUAAAAUGUUCCAUAACAUUUUCCAGGUUAAGCUGGGUUUUCCCCACGGAUACCCAGUCAUGGAUAAGGUAUUUUCCUUUGUGACAUUACUAAAAAGUGUUUUUGACCUGAAUAAGCGUUAAUUUUGUGAUUACAUCGCCAUCUUCUGGGCAUUCUUACACUGAAGUCAUGAGAAUUACUUAUUUUCUGCACUAGAUGUCAGUAAUGUUACUCACAUUCGAAGGAAGAAUAACAAUGGUGACUAAGUAGGUAUAUCAUCAACCGUUUCUCGGACAAAUCAUGGACAAAUACAGCUGGUAUAAUUAAGUGUACUUAAAGAUGUUUACUAUAUAGGCCUACGUAUUUCAGAUGUCUGUUGAGGCCAAGAUGAACAUGAGAUCGCUAUUACAUCGCUUAUGCCUGUGAUACAGGACCGUUUCGCUUAUUGGUCAUGGACAUUUAUAGACAUGCAAGCCUUUUAUUAAAGUAAACCUGGUCCGUGAUUAAACUAGAAUCAGAAAAUAUAGGUUAUUGAUGUUCUUCCGUAUUUGCGUCGUUCGCGAUACCUGCAUAUUCAUCAUCAUCACUCCUUAUUUGCAUAGCCUACUACUUUCGCUUCCUCAUCGGGAGACAGGAGUUGAUCAACUUGAUCACUUUCUGAAACAAACAUGACCAACAGCUUCGACGAUCAAACGCCGGUUUCGCGGAAAGAAGUGUUCGUUAAGUAUUUACAGUACUACGACAAAGUUAGUUCUGAAGGCGAUCUGAAAGUGUGUUCAGAGACACAGGUGACAGAUGAAGCCAGGCGCGUGCUGCUGUUAUCGGAGGAAGAGCCGCGGAAGAGAUUCAACACGCUGGACUUCUAUGAGACUCUGUAUAAGUACGCACAGUACAGAGACUGCCAGAGACACGUCCACGACUUUAGAAAAGCCGCCGAGUUACUGGAGAUGUUCUGUGUCAACCUGUUUCUGUUUCCGUGGAAGAAAGAGAUUAAAACAUUAAAGACAUUUACUGGACACUUUGUCUAUUACAUCAAGCCUGUAUUGCCUUUUGCCAGGAGUAUUCUUCAGAUUAUCGGAUACUGCAUGGAAACAGACACUGAGUACAGACUGUCUGAAAAUUUUGACCCUGAAAAGGCCAAGAGUAUGGGAUUCGACCUGUUCCUUGCCAGGUUAGAGUGUGAGUAUCUUCUGGAACUCAUGAACCAGAGAUCACAUGUAGAAUGUCUGGAGAUCCUCCGUACAAGAGCUUCUCCUUUGACCUUCAGUGCUGGGGAAGAUGUUUCAGAACCUAUCAAUGGAAUCUGUAAUCUAAAUGAGGAUGAUUAUAAGGAUGAUGGGCAUGUUGAAGGUGGUUCACUGGUAAACCCAGGGGAACAACAGCAACAAGAAUCACUUAAAAGUCAUGAACCUCAAAAUCAGGAAGUCGACAAGUGUCAAGACAGUACUAUAUCUGAUGUAGAAAGACCAUCCAGCUCAUUCAUGACUGAUGAUAAGUCUAUCUUGGAGAUGCGGGAGAACUACCCAGACCUGGCCAUCCGACAAAAACCCAUUUUCCAAAAGUCUCAAAGAAUUAUGCAGCCUCUCAAGGCCCAGGAGUGGGCUGGAUACAGGGGCCACAAUGUAGGCCUGUUCCACGAGGUCAGUACUGACAUGAGUGGCCCCCAGUCUAUAGCCAUACACAAUGAGACCACCCCAGGUCAUAGAAACCUACACAUCUCAAACACAAUUGUAGAGGCCCAGCCCUUAGAUGACAAACCGUUAGUGCUUCAGGUCGGGACACCGCUGCAAGGACGCAACCGUAAAGGCUCAACAGAUGACUGCCUGGUUGAGCUCACUGAGCGAAUGGGGAAAAUGCACAUGAAGGACCUCAGUGCCGAUGAACCCCUUAAAUACCCCAUAGAGGAGACCGCACAGGCCCAGCCAUUCAGUGGACAUAAUGAGGUCAUCACAACCCCACCCACAAAAUCCCCAGAUGGCAUGAGUCUGCCCAUCUUGUGCAGCCCAUCCCAGGAGCCAGUCUGCAACAUUGCAGGUUGCGGGAGCUGUGCUGGAUCUGAUGGCGUUCUUGCACAGGACAACACUAUCAAAGAGCCUCCUCAGUCAAUCUACAUCCCUAGCGAAUGUACAACAGUGUUUGGACCACCAACUCACCACAGUCAGACUGCCAAUGAGGGCUCAAGCGCACACAAGAGUCCCACAUCUCAACAACCAGAAGAUGACCUAGACCAAACAUACGUGAUGGUUUAGAGACACAAAGUAUUCAAGGUUUUUCCUUAUCCAUGCCAGAGAUUUUAAAGUGUGCUACAGUGUGACAGUGCAGUUAAUCUCGAAAUAAUAUCUUUGUGCUAGUAAUGUACGAAGCAUUUUUAUUGAUGGCAAAUUUCUUAAAUUUUUAAGUUAAUAAAUUCCUAAUUUCAGAAUAGCUUUGGUAUCUUACAAUUUCUGAAGGUAACAGGAAGAAUGUCUCUGUGUGCCCUAACAUAGCUUUUUAAAGUGAAGGAUUCUUGCUGCUAUAAUUUUAAUGAACCCAGCUAACAUUUCAUGGUUUGUCCAUGGAUUCUGUGUCUGUCCUAUGUGAAUUAGCCCCAGUAGGGCCCAUACCUCAAGCCCGUAUCACACCUACAUUGGCCCCACCAUGAAAUGUCAUCUGGGAGCUUGCUUGGGUCAAAAUGAUUCUUAGAGCUUCAUUUUUUAGAUACUGUGCCUUACUAAAUGUAGAGAGACAGCUAAAUGUGCACCUACUUGUCUUAAUGGAACAUUUGUUCUGCAGGAAUGUCUAACCUUGGAUUCAUGUAGGUUAAUAUAAGUGUUAAAAUAUGGUGUUGUGGUGAAUCUUAUACUGCCUAUUAUUGAAAGUAAUAAGGUGCAAACAUUUUUUGUAUUGAUCUUACAGUACUACUGAGGCUACAUUGGAGCAUGUCAUAAACAUUAUGUGACUGUAGAUUUAAAAUGUAAUAAAAUCAAUAUUUUCAAAUA